GCAGCUUGCAUGUGCAGAAAACCAGAAUUCGGGAGGCUUUCUGAGUUGCUGGUCUUCCGCCGUCUCCUCGGGGCCGCCAGCUCCGUCGGCGGCACCGGGAGACCCCGGGCCGCGCGCACCACCCGCCCGAGCGGAAGUUUCCCGCAGGUCGCCUUGCCCGGCCGCGCGCGCCGGGGGCCGAGGAGCCUCCGCGCGUCUCCAUCAGGUGCAGCCGCGCGCUCCGCGCCGCCUCCUCCUCCCGCCCCGCGAGCGCCCCGCGAGCGCCCCGCGCGCAGGCCGCCUCGCAGCGCCAGGAGGUUCGCCGAGCCCCGGAGGAGCUUCUGUGAAAGGAGCCCUUCUGUCACUCGUCACUCGCUAGCUCGCGCGCUGUGGGAGGAGCCCGCCGGAGGGAGCCGUGUGCCUGGGCUGCCGAGAGCCAGAGAAUGGAUCUGCUCCGAGUGGGGACAUUGCUGAGGAUCCCGGCUUCCCGCGGUGGCUAAAAACAGACGAUUUGUCUCGGCUGGCUGCAGAGAGCCGGAGGCACAAAGAGCCCGAAGCCAACCCGGAGGGACGGAGGGCAGGACGGGCAGAUGGUCGGCGCGAACCAGAGAGGACCCGCGGCGGAGGCUGAGCACCGAGAGCCGCCGAGGAAGAGAAACUAACUGCACACCAAGUUGCCCCGCCGGCUUCCCCUCGCCGCGCUGAGGAAUGAAACCUUUCCAGCUCGGCUUGCUCUUCCUCUGCUUCUUCUUUUUCAGUCAAGAGCUGGGUCUUCAGAAGAGAGGAUGCUGUCUGGUGCUGGGCUACACGGCCAAGGACAAGUUUCGGAGAAUGAAUGAAGGUCAGCGGGAGCCUCCCCACCAUCUCACAGGCCAAGUCUACUCCUUCAGCCAGCAGCCCCAGGACCAGGUGGUGGUAUCCGGACAACCGGUGACGCUGCUGUGCGCCAUCCCUGAAUACGAUGGCUUCGUUCUGUGGAUCAAGGACGGCUUGGCCCUGGGUGUAGGCAGAGACCUCUCGAGUUACCCCCAGUACCUGGUGGUGGGGAACCAUCUGUCAGGAGAGCAUCACCUGAAGAUCCUGCGGGCAGAGCUGCAAGACGAUGCUGUGUAUGAGUGCCAGGCCAUCCAGGCUGCCAUCCGGUCCCGCCCUGCACGUCUCACUGUGCUAGUGCCACCCGACGACCCCGUCAUCCUGGGGGGACCUGUGAUCAGCCUGCGGGCCGGGGACCCCCUCAACCUCACCUGUCAUGCAGACAACGCCAAGCCUGCGGCCUCCAUCAUCUGGCUGCGCAAGGGCGAGGUCAUCAACGGGGCCACCUACUCCAAGACCCUGCUCCGUGAUGGUAAGAGAGAAAGCAUCGUCAGCACCCUCUUCAUCUCCCCUGGAGACGUGGAGAAUGGGCAGAGCAUCGUGUGCCGUGCCACCAACAAAGCCAUCCCUGGAGGGAAGGAGACCUCAGUCACCAUCGACAUCCAGCACCCUCCGCUUGUCAAUCUGUCGGUGGAACCACAGCCAGUGCUGGAGGACAAUGUCGUCACAUUCCACUGCUCCGCAAAGGCCAACCCCGCUGUCACCCAGUACCGGUGGGCCAAGCGGGGCCACAUCAUCAAGGAGGCGUCCGGGGAGGUGUACAGGACCACCGUGGACUACACGUACUUCUCAGAGCCCGUGUCCUGCGAGGUGACCAAUGCCCUGGGCAGCACCAACCUCAGCCGCACAGUGGAUGUCUACUUCGGACCCCGGAUGACCAUGGAGCCCCAGUCUCUGCUUGUGGACCUGGGCUCCGAUGCCGUGUUCAGCUGCGCCUGGAUCGGGAACCCGUCCCUGACCAUCGUGUGGAUGAAGAGAGGCUCAGGCGUGGUCCUGAGCAAUGAAAAGACCCUGACCCUCAAAUCCGUCCGCCAGGAGGAUGCUGGGAAGUACGUGUGCAGAGCUGUGGUGCCCCGGGUGGGAGCCGGGGAGAGAGAGGUGACCCUGACUGUCAAUGGGCCCCCCAUCAUCUCCAGCACCCAGACGCAGCACGCCCUCCACGGUGAAAAGGGCCGGAUCAAGUGCUUCAUCCGGAGCACACCACCUCCCGAUCGCAUCGCCUGGUCCUGGAAGGAGAACGUGCUGGAGUCGGGGACAUCCGGGCGCUAUACGGUGGAGACGGUCAGCACGGAGGAGGGCGUCAUCUCCACGCUGACCAUCAGCAGCAUCGUGAGGGCUGACUUCCAGACCAUUUACAACUGCACAGCCUGGAACAGCUUCGGUUCUGACACUGAGAUCAUCCGGCUCAAGGAGCAAGGUUCGGAAAUGAAGUCGGGAGCCGGGCUGGAAGCAGAGUCCGUGCCGAUGGCCGUCAUCAUCGGGGUGGCCGUGGGAGCUGGCGUGGCCUUCCUCGUCCUAAUGGCAACCAUCGUGGCCUUCUGCUGUGCCCGGUCCCAGAGAAGUACGGGAGGGAGACCCGGGAGCUCAGGGAGGGGGACAGAGAAAAAGGCCAGGCUUAGACUGCCCCGGAGCGCAAAUCUCAAAGGUGUGGUGUCAGCCAAAAACGAUAUCCGAGUGGAGAUUGUCCACAAGGAGCCCGCCUCUGGCCGGGAGGCGGAAGAACACUCCACCAUCAAGCAGCUGAUGAUGGACCGAGGCGAAUUCCAACAGGACUCAGUCCUGAAGCAGCUGGAGGUUCUCAAAGAAGAGGAGAAGGAAUUUCAGAACCUCAAGGACCCCACCAAUGGCUACUACAGCGUCAACACCUUCAAAGAACACCACUCGACCCCAACCAUCUCCCUGUCCAGCUGCCAGCCAGAUUUGCGUCCCUCAGGCAAGCAGCGCGUGCCCACGGGCAUGUCCUUCACCAACAUCUACAGCACCCUGAGUGGCCAGGGCCGCCUCUACGACUACGGGCAGAGGUUCGUGCUGGGCAUGGGCAGCUCAUCCAUCGAGCUCUGUGAGCGGGAGUUCCAGAGGGGCUCCCUCAGCGACAGCAGCUCCUUCCUGGACACACAGUGUGACAGCAGCGUCAGCAGCAGCGGCAAGCAGGAUGGCUAUGUGCAGUUUGACAAGGCCAGCAAGGCCUCUGCCUCCUCCUCCCACCACUCCCAGUCCUCUUCCCAGAACUCUGACCCCAGUCGGCCCCUGCAGCGGAGGAUGCAGACGCACGUCUGAGGCCCACAUACCUUGGGUGGGGAUGGGAAGGGCAGGAGGAAAGGGCACAGGCUGGGUCUCUAAGAACUGGGGCUACUUCACAGAGGAUUCAGAACCCCCACCUCCAGGACGGCCUGUGAAACCCCCGCUACCACCUUCCUUUGAAGCUCUCACCAAGCACAAAUCUGAGUCGUCAGCUGCAUCGAGGCCAGAGGUGGUGGGAGGGCGGGGAAGUGGACAGAGGAUGCAGACAAGUGCACUGUGCUCGGUGCUGGACACACUGUCCCCCACCCUUCUCUGGAUGUCCCUGUACCACCUGCUCCUCCCACGGGCACCUGUGGCAGCUAUAACUUUGCUUUCCGGAACCUGCCGUCCACUCUCCGUCUCUCCCUGGGCUUCCCCCCGUGCUGCCCGUGAGCCCUCCCCCCAGCCUGUGCUCCCAGACAGUCCUGGGGAGUAAGGGGAGUUCUUCCAGACACUCCAGCGCCCCUUAUUGCUCAUAGUCCAGGCCUCAGAGGCUGAGAAGCCAGCAAUUGCCCCAGGCCAAAGGAGUACCCGCUACCCAGGAGCCCACCCCAGUGCGUUUGGUGUUUUGUGUCCAUACUCUUGCCGUUCUGUCCUUGGACUUGAAGCCUCUGAACUUGGAAGUGGGACUGGCCCAGAGCCGUGGGGAGGGUGAGGGAAGGGAACGAUGGAAAGUGUGAGCAAUGCCCAGCUGGGGAACUCCUCACCCAAGGCUCCUCCCAGCCCAGCCUCCCUGCCCUGCUUCGGGUUCUCCUCUCCUUCCUGCAGCACAACUGGAGUUAAUAUAAGGAGUGUGUGAGUCUCUCUGGUCAGGGUUCUUGGAAUCGCCCCUGAGUGGUUCCUGAGGGGUGUGGGCCAAGGGGGCUGGAGGCCAGGCCUUUCUGAGACUUGCUCUCGGCUGGCGAACACAAGGAACAGUGAUCCUGUCUUCAGUAAGACUCUGGGCCAGAGGGACAGUUCACCUGCACCCCCACCCCCCACCAUCUGAGAAUAAACAUUAGGCCCAUUA
Cavia porcellus (domestic guinea pig) is the source of this 4141-nucleotide messenger RNA. It is a transcript of the gene Kirrel3, whose product is annotated as kirre like nephrin family adhesion molecule 3. Gene Ontology annotation, biological process: synapse assembly; cell-cell adhesion. Gene Ontology annotation, cellular component: cell-cell junction; plasma membrane. The record is from RefSeq and is a predicted model, not a curated record. The transcript is spliced from 18 exons. Lineage: Eukaryota; Metazoa; Chordata; Mammalia; Rodentia; Caviidae. Gene Ontology annotation, molecular function: cell adhesion molecule binding. The coding region runs from base 688 to 3129 and encodes 813 amino acids.